AUGGCGGGAGCGAGUGACGCCGUCAUGUGCCGGGGUUUCUUCGCGACCCUUGACGGCCAAGCACAGGAUUGGUUCACCUCUUUACCCGAGAGAUCCAUCUCGACCUUUACAGACCUAUCGAGAAAAUUCUUGUCAUACUUUGCCAGCAGCAUCCCAAAGAAGAAGCCGUUUUCCAAUAUGUGCAAGUUAGAACAGGGGAGCACGGAGAUGUUGACCGACUACCUCAACAGAUGGAAGAAGGAGGCGAGGACGGUCGAAAAUUUCGAUGAGAAAGCAGCCAUACCGAUCUUUACCAGCAACGUCAGAUCAGGACCUUUCCACCGCGACUUCGUCCAAAAUCGUCCAAAGACAUAUGCUGCGUUACUAGACCGGGCGGCGAGGUUCGCCGAGGCGGAUGAGGCCGAAAGGAAGAAGAAGGAGGAGGAGCGAGGUCGGCGAGACAAGAGGGGUUACCUCGGUCAAUACGUUAAGAGGACCGGGCAGGGCCGACCUCAAGGCCCGGGCAAUGUGUGGAAGAAGAAGGGUGGUUCCGAGCCGCCCGCCUCCGGGUCGCGCAAGAGGGAGCUCGACCAGCUCACUGAGGAGGAUGAGAAGGAGUCGUACGAGCCCCACCCCCGAGAAAAACAAGUCAUCCAUGUCAUCUUUGGUGGUCCUGAAGGAGGAGACACGCAGUCAGAAAGGAAGAAAUGGGCCCAGAACCUCUACGUGGGGGAGGUCGUCCGCCAACCCCAUGAGAAGAAGCCGAAGAGGUAG
Ipomoea triloba (trilobed morning glory) is the source of this 753-nucleotide messenger RNA. RefSeq lists its product as uncharacterized. The record is from RefSeq and is a predicted model, not a curated record. The transcript has 2 exons. The coding region runs from base 1 to 753 and encodes 250 amino acids. NCBI's taxonomy places the organism in Eukaryota, Viridiplantae, Streptophyta, Magnoliopsida, Solanales, Convolvulaceae.